AUGUCGGCUAGAUCGCGCAAGGACAGGUCUGCCACAGCGUCGUCCACCGAAGGUGAGUUGUUGCCAGUCUCGCGUUCGUGCUGAGCGGGCCGACGUAGCAGCAGCAGCAAGUCGGAUGAAUGCUUGAAGACCUGCGCUCGCUCGCUCGCCUCGCCUCGCCUCGCCUCGCCUCGCUGACGCGCAAGCACCCCUGGUGAAACAAAAGAGAGACGCACGUGGGAUGCAGUAAAGGCGACGUUGCGCAAGUUUGAUCGAGCUCGCGUCGCCAAGUCGGCUCACGAAGCAAAUCUCAAUCGACAUCGCGCGACGCUGCAAGAGGUGCUGGAUAGAGUGGGAACAUUGCGCAAGACGGACAAUGACACUCGGACUGCGGAUGGUGUUGCAGAUCAGGGAAAGAUGGAUGUGGAUGAAGAGGAAGAGGGCGAAGGUGACGAUGAAGCUGAAGACGCGAGAACGGCAAUGGCCGAUUCCAAGGCAGCUCUUCUGCGAGCUGUGGAUGACGAGAUACGGCGAGCAAGCAGUCCAUGUGGUGUGGCCUGCCCAGAAGCCCAACAAGCUGCUCACACUGCUUUCCAUGCCCACCCGCCACACAGACUGGCCGAUGAGAUUCUAGAGACGCUAUCUGUGCUCAACGCGCUGCGUCCCACCGCUGCAAAUGGUGUGUGCUCGCCCCCCGCCUCAUCUCGAUUCCAUGUUGCGCUGGUAUACGCUGAGCCCGGACGGCUUUUUUGAACACUCCUAGAUCCACCAGCCAAAGCCAUGGGACGCAAAAAGCGACGCUUCUCCAGUGUUUCAAUGUCCCCCUCGCUCACACCUGCUCCUGCGCAAUCGCCCCCGCCCCAACCUGUAAGCCGCGCCUCGCAACACUCGUAUGAAAAGAACGACAACCGGGGAGGAGCGUUUGGCGCUACGCUUGAUGCCGCCCCAAGCGGUUCGGCAUCCACUUCUUCAGCAGCCACAUCUAGCGCACUCCGCUCAUCAGACUCAUCGUCCAAUCUUGUCAGCGGCUCGAACAGCGCAAUCGGCUCUGCUGCAAGAGACACGCACAACACGUCGACAUCGAGUGCCAAUGUGAGCGCGACGCCAAGCGCGAGCAAGAGCAGGCAAACGCCACGGGGAUACGUCGACCCUGCUAAAGCGCGCAGAGAAGUUUUGCACGCCCAAUUGCCUCUGGCCAAAGGACGCAGGGUGGCCUUUAGGCAGCCGACCAAAUCUCGCUCGGAGCGUGGACCAACGAAUGGCAAAGGGUCUGGUGUGCAAGGUGGCGCGGGCGCAGGAAAGGGCGGAACGGGCGGCAGCGGCAGCGGCAGCAGCAGCAGCAACAGCAACAGCAACAGCAACAAUAACCAGACUGAAGAAGAGGGAGAGACUUGGAUUUUGGCUGUUGUGAUGGAAUGCAUCAACAACGAUCGAAAUCGAUACGUCGUGCAGGACGCAGAGGAUCGCAAUUCUCCGUGAGUAGCACGAGUGCUUUUCGCCCUCUUUUGACACGGGAAUAUCGCGCAUCUGAUACGUUGAAGCUGCUCACGCCCUGUGCACCGACAGCACGGUAAACACGACGCUCAAAGCUAUCGUGCCGCUACCAGAGAGUGUGGCUACGUUGCCACCACAAGACUAUGCAGUAGGUCAAUGGGUGAUGGGCAUGUAUCCCGACACUUCAUGCUUCUACCGCGCCAAGGUCUUGGGUGGAGGUCCAGGUCUGACUGGUCGUCAGAACCCAGCCAAGGUGAGUCAAGACUGCAAAGGAAGGUCAUGCAGUGAGCCGCACGUAUGCUUCCCCUUCUGACAUGCUCUCGUGGUCUCGCGUGAUCUUUGACGGACUGCCCCCUCCCCAAGCUCAAAUCGAGGACGCAGGAAUUGUUGGCGAAGCCAUAUCAAUUGGAGUUUGAGGAUGACAAUAAUAGGAUGCACGAAGUCUCCGCCGGCUACGUCGUCGAAAGACCAUAG
Ceraceosorus bombacis is the source of this 1947-nucleotide messenger RNA. The record is from the annotation of a GenBank genome assembly. Lineage: Eukaryota; Fungi; Basidiomycota; Exobasidiomycetes; Ceraceosorales; Ceraceosoraceae.